CAUAUAAUAAACCAGAAAGCGAAGCAAGCAACGAAGACGACCUCACCAGCUUCCAGAGAGAGAGAGAGAGAGAGAGAGAGAGGACGGAGAUUUGGAGGUUCAAGUUUUGUUUGAAGAAUUAAUUAUUUCGGAUUUUUGAGAUUUUAAAUUCGUAAUUUCCAUUGUUGAGCUUCAUGGAUGAGAUCAUGGCGAGCUACAUGAUUAGAGCUCGUGGUAUAGUGUAGCCGGGAAUUUGGAGCCGGCGAGGAAGCGGAAUGGUGGUGUGAGGACGAAACAGGCGGGAAGAGGGUCGUGUCGUGGGAGUUAGGCCGGAAUACAGCAGCCGGAUUAUGUACCAAGUCCGGCAGUGAGGUACUACUGUUGGUUGCUUUUCGUUGUUUGCGUUAGUUGGUUGUUUAUAUUAGAGGUUCCGAUUUCGUCGCCGGAGAGAUGGGGCUUUUGUUGAGAGAAGCUCUGAGGUUUCUCUGCGGCGUGAAUAGAUGGUCGUAUGCGGUUUUCUGGAAGAUCGGUUGCCGGAAUCCGACGCUUUUGGUUUGGGAAGAAUGUUAUUAUGAACCUGCACGGUAUUCCCCAGAAAGUCGCCUUUCUCAGCUUGGGUGUCAAGUGGAUGAAGUCUGUUCUCUGGUUAACAAGAUGACGAUAAAUAACCAGAUCCAUGUUGUAGGAGAAGGAAUAGUUGGGAGGGCUGCUUUUACAGGAACACAUCUAUGGAUUCUUCAGGGAAACUGCAUUGGAGAAGGCCAUCCAUCAGAGGUUCUGGCUGAAGUGCACCACCAGUUUUUGGCUGGCAUGCAGACAAUUGCAGUCAUUCCUGUACUUCCGCAUGGAGUUGUUCAACUUGGUUCCACCAACGUGAUAAUGGAGGAUGUGGGAUUUGUGAACAGUGUGAAGAGUCUAUUUCUCCAAAUAGAUGGUGUGCCUGGUUCUCUUUUAUCUGAUAACUAUACAAAGCAUGAACCUAGCCAGGAUAUUGGAGCUGUCACCUCUCUUGGAACGCAUCUCUCGGCAGAAUCAGAUGCAAAUUCAUCUUCCAAAAUAGAAGAGUUCAUGCAACUUAUCGGUGACAACUACAACAACCAACAAAUUCCCAUAUUUCAGGCUUCAAGGCUUGUUGGUCAAUCCACUCAUUCUUUAAAUACACAGGCUCAGGAAAACUUGCAAGCUAAUACUUUGUCAUCACAAACACCCCAUAACAUGACCCCAGCUAUGACCAAACCUCAUAGUGACCUCUUCCGGACAAAUGUUCUUCCAGCAUCAAAAGUAGAUCUUCCUCUGAGAAGUCAAGCAGAUGCAAGAGCCACAAGUGCCCAAGUUAUCCUCUCCAAUCAAGAUGCCAUGUUAAACCAGCAGUCUUCUGCGUACAACUCAAGAUCUGGAUUCAAUCAAAAACCUAUAGGUGAUCAAUCAGGUGUAACUAGUAAUGGCUUAGCAUUGAUAGAGCAACAAAUCCUGUCAGAUGGUGGGUUACUGGAGCCUGAAAAUAAUGGUCUAUCUGUGCCCCAUGGCAUGGAUGCACGACUAGGAUCAGAUAGAGCUGUAGUCCUUAAUUCUCUGAAGGAUUCUGUUUUAGCCUCAUUGCUUGGGGGAUGUGAAUUACCUAAAGCUGGAAAUGUUCUUCAGACCCUAAUUUCGGUUCCGUGUAGGUUGGCUGAGAGUAAUUCCUCUCGUCCACCUCAAGAAGGGAAUCGUCCUCAGUUUGUUAAUUCGUCUAACAGUAGAGUUGUUUCAGUACCAAGCCAAGCAAAUCUGUCACAUAGUAGUGGAGUUCUUCCCAGUAGUUCCCAUCAUUACCAUCUCACUUCUGAUGAUGAGCAUAACAAGACUGAGUUUCCUGCAGGGCAACAGGGAGUAGACUUAUUUCAAGCCCUUCAUCUUCCAUCUGUUCAUCUUGAAAAUUUUUCUAGAUGUAGGCCUAUGCCUGGUUUUAUUGAUGAUUGUUCUACGAGUGGUCAGAAGCAUGAUACAGGAAAUUCAAUAUCCCAAAGUGUUGUCUGUGAAGAUACAUGUGUUCUACCUGCUUUAGGGGAGGACUUAUUUGAUAUCUUGGGUCUAGAUUUUAAAAGCAAACAGGCAUAUGGUAGUUGGAAUGAUGGGCCAAAUUCAAAUAGACAGAGUUUCAAUACAGAUGCUUCUACAUGCACAACUCAGCUAGAUGCUAGGUCUAAUUUUUAUUCAAUGAAUGAUGGUAUCUUAGAGAGUGGAAUUUUCUCUGAAUCUGGAGCUGACCAUCUGUUGGAUGCUGUAGUAUCAAAAGUUCAUUCUUCUGCUAAGCAAAAUUCAGAUGAUAAUGCAUCAUGCAGGACAACAUUGACAAAGAUAAGUAGCUCUUCAGUUCCUACAGAAUCUUUUACAUACAGCCGGGUUGAUCAGUCUGAUCAGAGGAAAGUUGAGAUGUUUGGUGUUCCUCCACCUCCUUCAAAACCAGAGAUAGUGGGAUCUAGCUCAUUUAAAUCUGGAUGUAGUAAAGAUAAUGCUGGAGAUUCUCAAGUUAAUUCUUUCUAUAGAUCACCAAUGAGUUUAUGGGUUGAAGAUGGCAAUAAUUUAAAGCGUGAAAAUAGCUUUUCAAAUGCACAUUCUAAAAGACCUGAUGAAGUGGGGAAACCAAAUCGCAAAAGGCUUAGACCUGGGGAGAGCCCUAGACCGAGGCCUAAAGAUCGUCAAAUGAUCCAAGACCGUGUGAAGGAGUUGAGGGAAAUUGUACCAAAUGGAUCAAAGUGUAGCAUUGAUGCUCUACUUGAACGCACAAUCAAGCACAUGCUUUUCUUGCAAAGUGUGACAAAGCAUGCGGACAAGCUAAAGCAAACUGGGGAGUCCAAGAUAAUCAACAAGGAGGGAGGAUUGCUCUUGAAAGACAAUUUUGAGGGAGGGGCAACAUGGGCCUUUGAAGUUGGUUCACAUUCUAUGAUCUGCCCAAUCAUUGUAGAGGACCUAAAUCCACCUCGUCAAAUGCUUGUGGAGAUGCUUUGUGAAGAACGGGGAUUGUUUCUGGAGAUUGCUGAUAUAAUUAGAGGGUUAGGGCUGACCAUUCUGAAGGGAGUAAUGGAGGCCCGAAAUGACAAGGUCUGGGCACGAUUUGCAGUUGAGGCAAACAGGGAUGUGACAAGGGUGGAAAUAUUUCUUUCGCUGGUGAGCUUGUUAGAGCAAACCGUGAAGAACGGUUCAAUACCAGCCAAAGGCAUUGACAAUGGCACAAUGAUAGCACAUAACAACUUCCACCAAGCUUCCAUUCCAGCAACUGGUCGGGGGGAUGGCUUGCAGUGAACUACCUCGUAAUGGUUCUCUUGAUUCCGGCGUGUUUCGAGCAGGCUUGAACUUGAUGUUGGUCUGCCAUGACUAGCAUGAAUUCCGGCAUCUCAGGUGGUUCUAAUACUGAGUUGUUAGACUGAUUUUGCAUUUUGUGAACCCGGCACUAACUGACCUCUAGGGGAGGAGUGGUUUAGGGUGGGUAAAGCUCCUCAACAGCGUGGAUAGGGGCAAAUUUGCCUUGCAUGUUUUUAGGACCUAGAAACUAAAGCCAUAUUAGGUCUGGUAUAAAGAAAAAUAUAUCUGCAGGUUCUUGAUAGCAUAGCACAGUGACAGUGGCCAGUGGGUGCCCUUGUUUAUCCAGAGAUGAGAUAAUAGAACAAGGCGGUUGUUUUCUUUUCUUUUUGGGGGAAAAAGUCUGCUUAGAUAGUAGUCCCCCACUCGCCGAACUUGGGGGUACGGAUGCAGUGGCUCUGACUAUUGUAGUUUUUUGGUUAGUCUCCUUUGUUGUAGCUGCUUGUUAAAUGUAAAUUAAGGGUGGGAAAUGAAAAUUAAAGGGCUGAGGUGUAUAUUUUAUCAAGCCUCUGCUUUAGGGAUCUUUUCUUAGAUUAGCUUUUUAAUCUCUCUUUCUCUCUCUCCGAGCCAAAUGCUAGUGUUUUGUAUCCUCAACUAUGGUUUUUGGGUUGCCCAGCACAACACAGCUGAAAUCCCGAUAAUUAAUUAUUCCCGAUACUUGAAGGGAAUUUGCAUA
Messenger RNA from Nelumbo nucifera (sacred lotus), 3994 nucleotides. The record is from RefSeq and is a predicted model, not a curated record. Lineage: Eukaryota; Viridiplantae; Streptophyta; Magnoliopsida; Proteales; Nelumbonaceae.